UUUCACUGCACAGUUGAACAGAACCGCGUCGUUUGAAGAUGAAGGCCAUUUUCGUUGUAGUUGUCCUGGUAUUUGGCUGCACCAAUGCAAAGCCAAAUCCAGCUAAACGAUCCAGUCUAACAUGCAAAAAUUUUCCGAAGCAGAUUUCAGGACGACAGUACCUGAUAACGGUGAGUGAUUCAGGGUCUACGGUUUAUGACGUGACAUUCAGCGUGGACGUGAAUCUACAGAUAACAAAUAUGGAAACAACUGCCGGUGGCCAGGGGUCACAUAGUUUGCUGCUGGAUUACAAAGGGGGCAAGAUGUACGUGAGUUAUCCUGGUGGAUGUUACAGUUCACCACUCAAAGAUAAGUUCCCUUUCGGUCCUGAAGGACUCCCUAAGGACUUGAAGUUUGAAGCGUCUGGUGUACUUGGUUUGAACGGAGCCUCAGUUGAUUUGUAUUCGUACUCGAAUGAACAAGGCAAUGGCACGUUUACAUUCCAAGGCGAUGACUCGUGUCUUCCAGUGAGUUUUGCAGAUAAAAGCCCAGGUUCAGCUACAGCUGGAAGUUACCUGGACAUGAAGACUACCGUUGACCCUGAGAAACUGAAGAUACCUGUAGAUUGUGACCAAGAGAUCACUCGACGAUCUAUUCCAGCCAUGGUGCAUGUUGUACAUCUGAAGCAGGCAAUGAAGAGGGGAUUUCCAUGGAUUGAGACCUCACUUAAGUCUAAAAAACGGGGAUUUCCAUCGAUUGAUGCCAUACUUAAUUCUCAAAAACGGGUAUUUUCAUGGAUUGAAUUACAGAAUAACCGAAAAAGAGGAUUUCCCUGGCCCCUGGGUAGCGGGAAAUGAGCAUUAAAUGUCCCUCACAGAAGCUGGUGACUUGCCACUAGAGCAUUAAAUUAGAUUAGCUAAGGCGUGAUAGGUGAACUGUAGUUACCGCGGGUUUCAGUUGAAAUUAAAGUUCCUCUAGUUAUCAUCAA
Messenger RNA from Orbicella faveolata, 967 nucleotides. RefSeq lists its product as uncharacterized. Gene Ontology annotation, biological process: cell-matrix adhesion. NCBI's taxonomy places the organism in Eukaryota, Metazoa, Cnidaria, Anthozoa, Scleractinia, Merulinidae. Gene Ontology annotation, cellular component: lysosome; extracellular region. The record is from RefSeq and is a predicted model, not a curated record. Gene Ontology annotation, molecular function: calcium ion binding.